CCUCUCUCCGAUUGGCCGCUUUCUCCUUCCUGGGGCGGGCUUAGCGCCAAAUACAAACGAAGUCCGGGAGUUGCUCUGAGGCGCUUUGGGGAGCGAGUGAAGGAGCCGCCUAGGAAGGCGGGAGAGGGAUAUCAAUGAAAUCUUGUCAGCGAUUAAGCCGUUAUGAAGCCCAGCGAACCCCCAGCAAUGCACCGGCUCGAGUUCGGGUUUGUGUGCGAUUGCGGCCAAGCGUGGGAACAGGAGAGGGAAAGGAAGCCCCUUGUGUACGUGGCGUGGACUCCUGCUCCCUGGAGAUCCUGAACGUGAGAAAUAAUAUGGAGACAAUGAAAUACAAAUUUGAUGCUUAUUACAGUGCAACGGCCACGCAGUAUGAUGUCUACAUGGGGUCAGUUCAGCCUAUCUUGCACCAUCUGCUGGAAGGGCAGAAUGCCAGCAUCUUGGCGUAUGGGCCUACCGGAGCAGGGAAGACGUACACCAUGUUGGGGAGUCCGGAGCAACCGGGGGUGAUUCCAAGAGCAGUACAGAAUCUCUUGCAGAUGACAAGGGAUGCUUCGGGGGAUCAGCGGAAGUACUCGGUCUCUAUGUCGUACCUGGAAAUCUACCAAGAGAAGGUCUUGGACCUUCUAGAGCCCUCCCUCCGUGACUUGCCAAUCCGGGAGGAUCAAAACCACCACAUUCUGGUGCCUGGUCUGACGGAGAGAGAGAUAACCAGCUUCUCAGACUUUGAGAAACAUUUCUUGCCUGCCAGCAGCAACCGUACAGUGGCAUCCACACAGCUGAAUAAUCGCUCAAGCCGCAGUCACGCUGUCCUGCUGGUGUACGUGAGCCAGACCCGGGGCUGGCCGCCAUAUGCCCAGCGGGCCGCCAAGCUUUGCCUUAUUGACUUAGCCGGCUCGGAGGACAACCGGCGGACAGGCAACAGAGGGGUGCGCCUGAAGGAGAGCGGGGCUAUCAACACGUCACUCUUUGUGCUUAGCAAGGUGGUGGAUGCCCUCAACAAGGGGCUGCCUCGCGUACCCUACAGAGACAGCAAACUCACUCGCCUGCUGCAGGAUUCUUUGGGUGGUAGUGCUCACAGCCUGAUCAUUGCAAAUAUCGCCCCUGAGAGGAAGUACUACUUUGAAACACUCACAAGCCUCAACUUUGCUGCCAAAUCCAAGCAAGUGGUGAACAAACCCUUCACGCAAGAAACUCUGCUGGAUGUUGAAGCAUCGAAAAGACCAUGCCCAUCUUCCAGUGAUGCAGGCCCUGAAGCCAAGAGACCUUGUCCAGAGGAGGAACAGCCCAGCUUGGUUGAAGAGAAGCCAUUCAGUUCCUUUCUGCCGAUGGAGAAUCUUGAGCCGGCCUUGGCUGAAAAGCUGCUGCACUUGGAGGCCUUGGAAACACAGCAGGCUGGGGCAGAGAGUUGUGCGUUGCCCCUCCUCAACACCCCACGCAGCGAGCGGCUGGAAUUCCGGAGGCUGCUGGAGGAGACUCGGCGUGAGCUGCAGAGGCUUAAGAAGAAGCAGCUGGAAAUGGAAACCAAGGUUCUGCAGGACAAAGAGCAUGGACGUGGUUCAUGGGUGCCUGCCAAACGCCAAGGAACAGCAGUGGUAUUGCCCUUCCAGCAAGUGCAGCACCUGGAGAACUCUGAGAACGAAGAUAGCAUCAUCAUUGUAAAGCAAAAGAAGGGAGGUCGAAAGAAGAAGGAUUCGGCCCCUGGCUCUGAAAACAAGGUUCCCUCUGAGUGGGAGAUGGUGCUUCAGCCUGAACUGAUGGCCCGCACCAAGGAGAACAUCCUGGCCAUCCUGAACACAGGCUCUGUGAAGGAUCUCAUGGCCCUGCACCAGAUUGGCAAGAAGAAGGCUAAUCGCAUUGUGGCCUGGAGAGGAGAGCACGGGUCCUUUGAAAAGGUAGAGGACCUUGGGAAAGUCGAAGGCAUCUCCGCCAAACAAGUAGCUUCUUUUCUGAAGGUAAAUAUCCUGACCAACAUUGGAAAUCUUCAGUAACUGGAUUGGUUCUGGAAAGCAUCUUCUCCCUACAUUGAUUUUUAUUAAAAAUGACUUGGGUUUUUAUUCUAUUUUAGCUUUGGUGCAUUUAAAUAUAUUAAGCAUAUAAAAGUAGUACAGAAAACUU
This is a messenger RNA of Podarcis raffonei (Aeolian wall lizard), 2115 nucleotides long. RefSeq names its product kinesin family member 22 (gene KIF22). Gene Ontology annotation, biological process: mitotic spindle organization; microtubule-based movement. Gene Ontology annotation, molecular function: microtubule motor activity; microtubule binding; ATP binding. The record is from RefSeq and is a predicted model, not a curated record. Bases 135 to 1988 code for a protein of 617 amino acids. Lineage: Eukaryota; Metazoa; Chordata; Lepidosauria; Squamata; Lacertidae. The transcript has 13 exons.